AUGGCUAAUCUUUGGAGAUUAUGGAGCUUUCUCUAUGGAAUUAUCCUUUGGUCGUGUAUGUUACGCGCCUUUUUUGUGAGUGGUCGACUAAUAAGAAAAGGCGAAGCCAGAACAAACUCGACCUUGCAAGAAUUCGAGCGAGGAAUGGACAUGUUGGAACAAUGCAAAACCUUGAAUUGCUCGUUCGCCAUCGAUGGAGACGAAUGCGAAAAAUUCAAGGAAUCGGUAUACACAGAAAAAGCACUGGCUAUUUUCAUUACCGUAAACGUCACAAAUUCGACGAAUAACGAAGAAACCGCAGGAAAGGUCUUGGGGGAGAGUGGAGGCAAUGGAAUGGAGAACGAUCAGGUGAAGCAAAAGUGGGUAUGGCUGCGAGACGCGCGUGGAAAGUUUCUUGUCACUCUACCUUACGACUUCGAUAUUCUUUCCCUCUCCACUUUGAAAAAGGAUGUGCCAAGUAUAACUAUGAAAUUUAAUACGACGCCUCAAUACUGCUUUGCAAACAUGUCUAAAACUUGUCGACGCAGUUUUAUUGCGUCAGCCAUCUUUAAUUGUCUUGGAGACACUUAUGGUAACCUCUGUGUGAGACCACAAGAACAUGAAGAAUAUAAAGAAUAUCGCUGUUGUAAUAAAAAAGACAAUGAUUAUGUUUGUGAUGAACCCAUAAAAGAGAAUCAGUGGAUUGAAAUUGCUAUCAGGUUUCUAUGGGCUUGCUCAAUUGGGUUUGGCCUGUUUGCACCCCUUUUGUUAAAGUAUUUUCCAAAAGAGUUUAAAAAGAGACCUAAAAUAAGGCCAGCGAGGUCAUUGUUAAGUAGAAGUGAAUCAGUGUAUACAGAUAAUGAAACCCUAUCAGUGGACACAACAACAUUGGGUGAGCGUCCACUGAUGUUCGCUCUUGAUGAUGGAAUGUUAGAUUUACUACGCACUAAAACGGAGUCAGUGGUUUUCUCAAGAUUGAGUCGUUGUCUUUUUGUCAUCUUGCUGAGUUCUCUGCCUUUGCUACAAGGUUUUAUAUACACGCACUUAAAGAAGGAGGAUGGGGGAGCUACCACUGGAAAAUUUCUUGGUGUUGGAGAUGCAUUUAUCACUUUGAUGGAACCAGAUGGACUAAUUGCACUGAGUGCUGCAUAUGGUUUUUGCAUCAUGGUAACAUGCAUUGCAGUUGCAAUCCCUAGAACCUUGUCUGAUUGUGCAAGGCGGCUCUCUGGGAGGAGAGAUGAGCGCACAUUCCUUGGAUUCAAGAAACCUGAUGAGAUCAUUGGUAUCUCAGACAAGAGAGGGUUCCAGCUGAUGUAUGAGAACAUGGUCUUUCAUCUAUACUGUCUACUUAAAUUAAAAUUUUGGAAGUUUGUGCUCCUGGUGAUGAUCUAUCCCUUACUAAAACUCUGCAACAUUGAUGUCUUUGAUGAAGACCUUGCAGAGUCAGAUGAAAAUGUUGAACAAUCAGAUGAGGAAGAAAACUGUCAACUGUGCUCCAAAAUUUGUAAGGUAGUGCUAACACUGCUCUUGUUUCCAUUUUGGGCAGUCCUUAUCACCACAGCUUUCUUCCUGUACAUUUUUCCAGUUACUUAUGUUGGUUUUCGCAUCUGGAUAAUGCUGUUCCGAAUUGAAAUAGAAUCGCCAUGCUGCCAGUACAUCCCUGCAUGUGUGAGAAUAACAACUUUUCCAGUUUUGUACAUCCUGUUUAUAGUGUUUUGCAUGUGUGUGGAAGCAUCUUAUUACAUGUUAGCAGUCGUCCUGACAUUCAACAUCAUGGUUCUGGGAAGCGUUAUUGGAUUUACAAUAAUUGGAUUUCUCUUUAACAUUGAAUUUUAUUUUCCUUACAUUAUUCUUAGCUUGUGGGUUAUAGUAUACAUUCUCAGAGGAACACAUAAAUAUUACACUCAAUUUACCAACCUUAAGACUAUUGUUUUUGAAGAGUGUGAAAAAUUUGACGAAGAGACUAGGAAGGAAGCCAGCAUCCGUGAAACUUUUAGUGGUGCACCUCCCGAGAGAAGGUCUCCGUCACUUUCUUCCCUUCCAAGGAGCAAGUCAACUUCAGCAAACUUCCUUAUCACAGUUGAUGGUUAUGGUGUUCCCAGCAUCCCACUGGAUAUUUUCCUCGCAUCCUCUCGUAAACUAAUGCCUUUCAAGCGUAUUAUACUGGCCAAAAUUUUUAAGGUGAUCGCACUGGGAAGUUACCUUGUAGUGAUAUUCUUGUUUGUGAUGUCACUGAUGGAAUUUAAAGCUGUGAAUCCCAUAGUUCAAGGACUGGCACUGUUAUUUCUUGGUGGACUGCCCCUGUUGACUCAGCAAAGCCCACAUCAUAAAAUAGAGGCUGAAGAAAUCAGAGCAAGGUUUUAUGUCAGGGAUUUCAUGAAACAGUACACAAAGAGGGAUUUGUAAGUUUUCCUUACGUAAUUUGCAGUAGAGCAACUUUUGAUUACUUUAAUGAACACCAAGAUUUAAAUAUCAAUUUUCUGUUCUGUUUCUGAACUUUUUUUUAAUUACCUGUCAAUUCUGAGAAUUGGCUGGAAAAUUAAAUACUAAAAAUUCUCACCUGGUUGAUAUUUUUCUUUCUACUCAUUACCUUUCCACUUGAAAAUGGCUUCUUAGUAUUAUUAGGAGAAAUUCCAUUUUUUGUCACCCCAGGAGGGUGACAGGGUGAAAUAAGUAGCAAGUAAUGUGAUACUUCAUUGCAUUUCUCUGUGAUUUUUUUCCAGGAAACUUUGAGAUUAACAGAGAUUAAACAACUGUGACUUGCAUUUUUGCUCCCAUUUUUCUGGUUUUCAUAGAGUUUCCUGUGUUGACACUGAGUUUUCAUUGGCUCCCUGUGAUAUUCUUGUUUUAACCUUUUCACUCCUAAUAUCUAAGUAGUAAUUCUCUUGCUGUCUUUCAUAAUAUUCUUGUGAUAUUUGUGUGGAGAAUUUAGUAUUGGAUCAACCAAUAAUCUCCUCAUUGAUAUUUUUCUCUAUUCUCUACUGAGCUCAAAAUUGACCAUCUUUCUCAUUCUAUUUGCAAUAAUAAACAGUUCUUACUUUGAUUAAAAGAUGAUUUCCUGUUCAUGACUUGCAAAAUCUUAUCCACACCCUUCCAAAACUAUAAACUAGAAUCAAUUUGCUUAAGCUAGCUUUGUUAUAAUACUGUUUUAACACUAACCCACUACAUGAGAAAAUGCUGGACAAACAAUUACCUUUGAAAUCACACCCACAGUGUUGUAGUGAAGAGCACUGUGUCAGUGAAAUGUCCUCUAAUUAUUGUUAGAAACUUAUUUGUUUCUCCUUUCCCAACCUUAUCGAUGAAAGAAUGGAAAGAGAGAUCUAAAAAGAAUUGUGGUUGAAAAUUAAGUAGUCUUCAGCCAAGUUUGGGCACAAACGUAGUGCAUGUUUCUCAUUAGAGAGGGUGGCUAUAGGUUUUGCUGUUGUCCAAAGCCUCUAUUUUUGACAUGUAAUGGUUGAAAUGCGAAGCCCUGGUUAUGAAAAUAAAGUUUUAUUUUAAGCUAAGUCAAUCUCAUUUUCACUAAUCUUUUUAGUUACUUGAUAGUUUCUCAGUGGAACUCAGAGGUGGCCUAUGUUAUGUAAAGGUUAUUUAGUAUUCAUAGGUUAUGAAUAUUGAUUCUUUCAUUUUAACUCUGUUAAUUCAAAUAAAAAGCCUAGGUAAGAAAAAAUAAACAGGGGUGGAUCUAGGGGAGGUGCAAGGAAUGGGUGCCACCCUCUUUCCUGAAAUGACCUCCAGCUUCCUGUUAUAACUUCGCAGUCAGCAACAGUAUACAAAAUGUGAUGUAUUGUUUGCUAUGUAACCUCAGCAGUUCACAUUAUUCCCAAGUCUUCACUCUUAAAAUCUGUUUGCAUCACCUGUCAGUUAUGUCACUCCUUAAAGGUUCACCCCCUCCUAAAAAAAACUACUGGAUCCACCUCUGAUAAAAGUCGACACUAACAGGGUACAUACCAUAGAAAUUAUUUCUUGCAAUUAAGAUACAAAAUGUGUGUAACACAGGUUAAAAUUUCUGUAAUUCAUGUAGGUAAUAAGUAAUUUUCACAUUAUUUGAAUUAUUGGUGAUAUUAAGUGUGGCUGUGUAUUUUCACCAAGAGAAUAAUGUUGUUUGCAUUGACUAGUAAAACUAUUCAGUCAAAGUUACUGUUAGUGUAAUGUUCCACAAUCAGAGGGAUUGUAGUUUGUAGGUAGUUUUGAUUAAAAAUAUAAGACUUUGCAAUAGUAAUUCUGUGUAAUUUCUAAUUGCAAUAAAUGAAAGAAUG
This is a messenger RNA of Pocillopora meandrina, 4235 nucleotides long. Lineage: Eukaryota; Metazoa; Cnidaria; Anthozoa; Scleractinia; Pocilloporidae. The record is from the annotation of a GenBank genome assembly.